AUGGGCGGGAGUGGCUCAAAAUCAAGAGGAUAUUGGCCUUUUUCUGGCUCAGGUACUGUUGAAGACGCAACCAAAGACGGAAAUGAGCAAUCGGUGACCAGACUGCGUUUCCCAAGUGCAACGCCAUUUGUGUUUACAAGACGGAGCUCUUUGUACUUGGAUGAGGAUGGUGACUUGGCCCAUGAGUUUUACGAAGAGACAAUUGUAACAAAGAAUGGUCGUAAAAGGGCCAAGCUGAAAAGGAUUCAAAAAAAUCUAAUGCCUCAGGGAAUGAUAAAGCUGGAACAUCCUUCUAUCCAUGUAGAUUUUCCUAUCGUCCUCUGUGAGGUUUGAUGAUGCCUGAGCCUUUUCCUGCUCGCCAACUCCAUCCUGCCGUCUCCCUGUGUGGGGGAGCCACGCACUUCACUGGAACAUGACCUCUUGAGAUAUCUAAUGCCCUAUGCCUGGACUGGUUAGUAAAAUGUUAAGCCUCUGCAUGCAAACUAUGUUCAUGGUUUGUCACGUGAUCUGUGUUGGACACAGAAGAGGCCACCAAUAAAAAUGUGUUAAAGAUGACAAAACAGUAGAAGGGGGUAACCAUCUGGGAAUUCCUUGUUUAAAUUAUAAGUUUGGUGUGCCUAUGGUUCUUUGAUUAUUGUAGGAAAUUCCUUACCAAAUUUCAGCGGGGUCUUAUCUUGUUAUAUAAUUUGUGGAAGAAAUGCACUUCGAGAAUAAGGCAAAAGGUUAUUACAUUUUUGGCUUUGGCGAGAUAAUGGCCAGUAAUUUCUAUAAUGGCCUGAAAACGUAUGAUUUGAGAGGAAUCAAGAGCUAUCAAGAGCUGUUUGUUAAAUCACUAUCGUGUCAAGUGCUUCUAGCAUAUAUAUAUAUAUAUAUAUAUAUAUUAAAAAUCCAAUUUAAUCAAGGCCAAAACCUAGGUUUUCAGAGCAGGGAGGCCUAAAUGUACAUUGUAUGUGUGCAACGCCUAUAAAACUUGCUUAAAUAUCAACCUUGCAUGAAGCCUUCAUGUGCUUAACACUAAAUAUCCCUGUGAGGUGGACGAUUCUCUGCCAAUAUGUUCAGAAGUGGUUUAAUGUGAUGUUGUAAUGUAUGAUGGAUCUUGGCUUGAGUUAAGAGGAUGUGUGCAGCCCUCAUGUACAGUAGCACUGAGUUUAACAACAGAUCAUUUGUUUUCUGCUUGGGCUCACUCAGUUCACUUUUUAUUUAUAACUGGUCAAAUAAAUUUUUUAUUUAUAUUACAAUUGAAAAUGUGUAAUUGGUUUGUUUUAUUUUUAAUCCAAAAUUUGUUUUCUUAGCAAUGUUUACAUAACUUUAACUCUAAUAAUUGCAUUAUAUAAUUAUCAAUAUUAUUUCUUGCUCCAUUGCUGUGAUAUGGAUUUUGCAUUCCUUUCAGAAUGAAAACAAAUUCCCUUACUGUUAUUUGUACUUAUUUUAUGCAAAGACUACAUGUUAUCCUUCAAUCCAAUUUUGAUCUCAUGGAUUUAAAUCUGGAAUCAAACCAAUUUAAUCAUAAAAGGUUAUGGGCUACGGUUAGUAAAAAUUAAACUUUUUUUGGCAGCUG
This is a messenger RNA of Gadus macrocephalus (Pacific cod), 1558 nucleotides long. RefSeq names its product tumor suppressor 2, mitochondrial calcium regulator b (gene tusc2b). The coding region runs from base 1 to 333 and encodes 110 amino acids. The transcript is spliced from 3 exons. NCBI's taxonomy places the organism in Eukaryota, Metazoa, Chordata, Actinopteri, Gadiformes, Gadidae. Gene Ontology annotation, biological process: regulation of mitochondrial membrane potential; inflammatory response. Gene Ontology annotation, cellular component: mitochondrion. The record is from RefSeq and is a predicted model, not a curated record.